AUGACGGAGCUUACAAUUGAAGACCAGCAAUUUGCAGGGUUUAAGGACAGUGUCGUCCUGAUUACGGGUGGCAGCUCUGGUAUCGGCCUCGCCACGGCCCAGCUUGCAGAAAAGCACGGCGCCAAAGUGGUCGUUGGAGACAUCAACCCACUUCCUACCGACGCCGGCAAGGAUAUCCUCUACGUACCGCUCGACGUGACAUCCUGGGACUCGCAAUCCAACUUUUUCAAGAAAUCGUACGAGAAGCACGGCCGUAUCGAUCACGUCUUUGCCAAUGCUGGCCAGGCGCCGAAGUUCAACUUCCUCGACGAGGUCCUGAACGAGAGCGGCGAGCUCCAGGAGCCGAACUAUGACAGCUUCGCCAUCAACCAGCGCGGAAUCAUGAACACGACGAUUCUGGCGCUGCACUACAUGAAGAAGCAGCCGUCCGGCGGCAGCAUCGUCGUAGCAUCGUCCAUUGCAGGCAUCAUCGGCUUUCCCGAACUCGACUACAGCGUCGCCAAACACGCCCUCUUCGGCUUCGCGCGCGCCGUCGCCCACAACCUCCGCGCCAUCCCAGCUCACCGCAACCCCGCGAUCCGGAUCAACACGCUGGCGCCGUCGUGGACAGUCACCAACAUGGUCCCCGCGGCGCUGGCGCAGCUGGGCGCCAACAUGCAGGAACCGGACGUCGUGGCGCGCGCCGCGGGCUUGCUGCUCGUCGACAGCGCCCGCCACAACCAGGUCGUGCUCGUGCACGGCGGGCGCAGCUGGGAGCUCAGCGGAGCGUUCGACCGCGCGGUGGAGGAUAGCGUGCCGUUGAUCAAGCCCGAGGUGUUGGGCGUGUUUGGGGAGAUGCGGGAUUGGGCGACGUAUGAUAAGAAGGAGGAGAAGUAG
Messenger RNA from Lasiodiplodia theobromae, 876 nucleotides. RefSeq names its product Short-chain dehydrogenase/reductase SDR. Gene Ontology annotation, molecular function: oxidoreductase activity. The record is from RefSeq and is a predicted model, not a curated record. Bases 1 to 876 code for a protein of 291 amino acids. Lineage: Eukaryota; Fungi; Ascomycota; Dothideomycetes; Botryosphaeriales; Botryosphaeriaceae. The transcript has 4 exons.